This is a messenger RNA of Penicillium subrubescens, 1828 nucleotides long. RefSeq lists its product as uncharacterized. Gene Ontology annotation, molecular function: protein binding. NCBI's taxonomy places the organism in Eukaryota, Fungi, Ascomycota, Eurotiomycetes, Eurotiales, Aspergillaceae. The coding region runs from base 207 to 1538 and encodes 443 amino acids. The transcript has 3 exons. The record is from RefSeq and is a predicted model, not a curated record.
UAGAGCCCGUCCACCGGGAGCGACUUUGUCGAGCCUGAGUCUUUGUCCUCCUCCAUCUACCUUCUCUUUACCCCACAGGUACCAGCCGGCCAUGUGUCCUCACCACCACGCCUUUCAGUGAUGUCAUUGCGUGACUGAAGGAGAUCAAGCAGUACACGUCCGUUUUGGUCGUUCUUCUUCAACACCGUAGAAGGGACACCGCUGCGAUGGCGGGUCUAGCCUUGUCCGCUGAGCAUCCGAGCGACCGCGGCCUCCAGGACCACCAGCAGCUCAUUGAAGAGAUCCUUCAUGAGAGACCAUGGACUCCAACUGCUGGAGAAAGAUCCCAUUUCGAUAAACUUCCCGCCGAACUCGUCCACCAGAUCCUAUCCCACCUCUCCGCACGGGACCUCGCUUGCGUGUCUAGAACGUGUCGCAUAUUCGCCGAACAUGGCUCCAACGAUCACCUUUGGGCUAGCCUCGUAAACUCACAUAUUCCCUUCCACAUCCACGAUCCGGGGCCGUUCGACUCAUUCCGUCGACUAUACCUUGCCCACCUCCCCUACUGGUUCAUUCCCCAGAAUAAGAUCUGGUUUUCGGAUACCGAAGCCCACGGCUGUCUGAUCCUAGCUCGGUACGACAAUCGGCGAGGCGUAAUAGAGGCAUAUAGAGUUAUUGCAGACCGGCGCCAACCAAAAUUUCAUAUUUGGGAAGCUCAUCCGGAUGUGAUGAUCCAGUCGUUUGACCCCAAGAUCAGCUUGUGGUUAGAUGACCCAGUAUUGCUCCUCAAAGAUCAUGAGCCAUCGAACCCGAUCGCCCCUUGUCAGACAUGGAACCCUGAUCGCCGGAUGCCUAUGGCGGCUGAUUCUCAGCAUGUAUUCAGCUCGCUUAUGCUCUGCCCUAGGGAGUUACCAGAAAACAACAAAUCAACAUCACCGGCAAGGCUUUGGCCGCCCGCGAUGAUUCCUAGUGCGGAACGAAUAUCUCGGAUUAUUUACUCGGCAGGAACAUCUUUGCCAAGUUGUGCAUCAGAAGCUUCCUCAAUCGGGUUCCGCAUCAAACGGUGGGCCAACUUUAGGCUUCAGAUCACGCCAACUGAUAACGAAGCGAUAUCAAAUUAUGCAACGAUCGAUCCAUCACUAUACGUCCCCACGAAAGAGAAGCCAUACCAAGGAAUCUGGGUUGGAGAUUACUCUGCGCAUGGGUGUGAAUUUCUCCUCAUCUACCAAAUAAUUCGUUGCGAGGGGAGUGAGCAGUCGAACACCUUGAGAGCCGUCAAGCUGACAGGGGAUCCCAAUGUUCCACGAGGGGAAGUCACAUUUGUUGCGCAAGAUAUCGGGCCGGCUGGCCUCAUACGUGUGGCAGAUGAAGAGCCCUUUGCGGGUGCCCGUAUAGUACAUUGCUUUGGGCACGUCGCGGGCCUUGGUUUCCGCGAUGAUUCUUACACCACGUCUCAACUCAUCCUUGUUUCUACCGAUUAUAUUGCGCACUACUGGGAGGAGAUGGGCCACAUCUCGUAUUUCCGCCGCGUGGAUAUCGAUGAGCUCUUGCAGACCUAAGUGUAGUUCGCAGGUGCAUUAUUGGUGCUUCCUUCUAACUGGAUUCUCCUUCCCUCUUUCUUCAUACCCUAUUAGAUUUCUCCCUCAGUAUAGGCCCUCUGUCGACUACUCAUCAGCUCAUGAAUCAAUGACAAACUCCAAAGACAUGAAAUUAUUGUAGCAAGGGAUAUGUGCUGAAAAUGGAGCCGUAUCUAUUCUCCAGCCACCUAAGAACGAAUUGACUAUAAUUGUGAUAAGUCGUUGAAGUUCACAAUACCAUUGUCAUAGGCUGAUUAUAAAACAAUAAAUAG